Colletotrichum chrysophilum is the source of this 1356-nucleotide messenger RNA. RefSeq lists its product as uncharacterized. Gene Ontology annotation, biological process: transmembrane transport. Gene Ontology annotation, molecular function: transmembrane transporter activity. The coding region runs from base 1 to 1356 and encodes 451 amino acids. The transcript has 4 exons. NCBI's taxonomy places the organism in Eukaryota, Fungi, Ascomycota, Sordariomycetes, Glomerellales, Glomerellaceae. The record is from RefSeq and is a predicted model, not a curated record.
AUGGGCACCGAACCAGAUAAGGCGCGGAAGGAGGAGUCGCCCCCACCACACGGGCGCGCGACCGUCCUCGAAGUCCACGGCAUUGAUGACGCCGCCAUCAUCCCCAAGGGCGCUCUCGACCCGGUCUACGAGGCGAAGGCUCGAGUUCUCAAUCGCGCGAUCCAAGAUAUUGGCAUGGGACGGUAUCAGUGGCAGUUAUUCGUCGUCGUCGGCUUUGGUUGGGCAAGUGACAACCUCUGGCCUAUCGUCACCUCGCUCAUAUUCACUCCCAUCGCAAACGAGUUCAAGCCGACCCGCCCCCCGCUUCUGAGUCUCUCUCAAAACAUAGGUCUGCUGGCUGGAGCCAUGUUCUGGGGGUUCGGCUGCGAUAUCUUCGGUCGCAAGAUAGCCUUCAAUCUCACCUUAGGCCUGACUGCAGUUUGGGGAAUGAUCGCCGCGGGGGCUCCCAACUUCGCAGCCAUCGGCAUCUUUGCGGCUUUCUGGUCUUUUGGGGUGGGAGGCAACCUCCCUGUCGAUUCCGCCAUCUUCCUCGAGUUCUUGCCAGGCACUCAUCAGUACCUGCUAACGGUUUUAUCCAUCGAUUGGGCUAUUGCUCAGGUUAUCGCGACGUUGAUUGCAUGGCCUCUUCUGGGGAAUCUCACAUGUCAACAGGGCCAGACCUGCACCAAAUCGAACAAUAUGGGCUGGCGAUACUUCAUCGUCACCAUUGGGGGCUUGACCCUCGUCAUGUUUCUCGUCCGUUUUGCUCUCUUUACGAUCUACGAAUCACCAAAGUAUCUUAUGGGAAAGGGUCGCGACGAAGAUGCCGUCCGAAUAGUCCAUGAAGUCGCGAGGCGAAACGGCAAGAUAACAUCUCUAUCGGUGGAGGACCUGAAGGCUUGCGAGCCAGAGGGAUACGUCGCUCGAACUGAUGCUACCGCCGCGGUAAAACGAAACCUCGAAAAGUUGGAUCUCAGCCACGUACGCGUCCUCUUCUCGACACCGCGACUUGCACUGAGCACGGGCUUGAUCAUGGCUGUUUGGGCUUUGAUCGGACUUGGGUAUCCUCUGUACAAUGCGUUUAUUCCCUACAUCCAAGCAACCCGCGGCGCGGAAAUCGGCGAUGGAAGCACCAACGUCAUGUAUGCCGUCCUUUAUGGGUUCACGCCCGAGCUCUUCCCGACACCGCAGCGCGGGACCGGCAACGCCUUAACGGCAACUUGCAACCGAAUUUUCGGUAUCAUGGCACCCAUUGUCGCCAUGUUCGCCAACCUCAAGACCUCCGCUCCAGUCUACACCAGUGGUGCCCUGUUCAUCGCAGCUGGGCUUUUGGUGCUCUUCAUGCCGUUCGAGUCGAGAGGCAAGGCCGCUUUGUGA